Pseudophryne corroboree (corroboree frog) is the source of this 1187-nucleotide messenger RNA. It is a transcript of the gene DIO1, whose product is annotated as iodothyronine deiodinase 1. The transcript has 4 exons. NCBI's taxonomy places the organism in Eukaryota, Metazoa, Chordata, Amphibia, Anura, Myobatrachidae. The record is from RefSeq and is a predicted model, not a curated record. Gene Ontology annotation, biological process: thyroid hormone metabolic process. Gene Ontology annotation, molecular function: thyroxine 5'-deiodinase activity.
UUGGGUUCAAUCAGAAUGGAGGUGUGUGUCCAGAUAAUAAAAAACACCACAUGUUAUGUGCAGAAGGCUUUCAUCUUUUGCUCCCUUCUUCUGUAUGUUGCUGUGGGCAGACUCCUCAUGUGCCUUUUUCCACAGACCAUGGAGGGAGUGCUGAAAUCCCACUUUCAGAUGACAGAACCCCAUGUCCCUAAGUUUAAAUAUGAAGACUGGGGACCCACAAUCUUUACUUUCAAAUUCCUGAGGUCCGUUUUGCAAAUCAUGUGGCUACGUCUGGAAGAUGAAGCAUUCUUGGGACAAGCUGCACCAAACACACCUGUGGUGGACCUAGACGGUGAACUACAUCACAUUUGGGACUAUUUCCGAGGUCAGCGUCCCUUGGUCCUCACGUUUGGAAGCUGCACAUGACCUCCUUUCCUCUUCAGGCUUAAUGAGUUUAAUAAGCUUGUCCAGGACUUCAGCUCUGUGGCAGAUUUCUUGAUUAUCUACAUUGAGGAGGCGCAUGCAGAAGAUGGAUGGGCUUUGAAAAACAAUAUAUCCAUAAAAAAGCAUCAGAGUAUCCAGGACCGGCUUGCUGCAGCCAAACGCCUGUUGGAGGAGCUGCCUUCUUGCCCCGUGGUGUUAGACACGAUGCAGAACCUGUGCAGUGCUAAGUAUGCAGCCCUGCCUGAGAGGCUUUAUAUCCUGCAAGAAGGCAAAGUCAUCUAUAAGGGUGACAUGGGUCCCUGGGGCUACAAACCAGAAGAAGUGCGCUGUGUUCUGGAGAAAAAGAAAUAGUCUAUUUGGGUGUUGCCUCCAAUGUUCUCUUGACAGAAGAAAAGGAUAGAUCUGAACUUAUCGGUGAGACUUGUCUGGCCAUGAAAGCCUAUGGCAAGAUACAGCAUCCUAACCAAAGAUCACCAGGAAUGGUUCUCAGAUCCAGACACUGCGUCACAUAUAGACUGAUGCGUCACAUAUAGACAUAUCGUCACCAUAUCAUCACAUGCAUUAUCACCAAGACUGAUGCUGAAGAUAGAAGCGUGUUCUCUAUUAUCUGCCACAGAUGUACUCUCAGAACCGGACUCUACCAUUUAUUUGUUUGUGAAGGUUGCAGCUUAAAGCUCUGCGGGCCUCAGCCUGAAGUUGCAAAUAAUUGGGGGUGUUCUGGGUUAUUCCAAAAGAAAUAAAAUUGUUGUUUUUGUUGUUUUAAA